This is a messenger RNA of Scatophagus argus, 6444 nucleotides long. Its product is annotated as dermatan-sulfate epimerase-like protein. The transcript has a single exon. Gene Ontology annotation, molecular function: sulfotransferase activity; chondroitin-glucuronate 5-epimerase activity. The record is from RefSeq and is a predicted model, not a curated record. NCBI's taxonomy places the organism in Eukaryota, Metazoa, Chordata, Actinopteri, Scatophagidae. The coding region runs from base 1028 to 4669 and encodes 1213 amino acids.
UUCCAUUCAGUGCAGGAAAACAAUGAAAGUGACUGUGUUGAACAGUGGGGAGGACGUAAAAGAAACGGGUCCUAAGAUCUGGCCUUCACAUGCACAGCGUUACUUGUGAGAUGCGUGUCUCAGCCGGCAGCGGACACAUAAAUGUCCUUACAGAUACAGUAGCGUACAUCUGCAUCUGGAAUAUUCCUUAUUUAUGGGAGGCUGAUUUACUGUUUUCCUGCGACCAAUCCGAAAAAUGUCUUUCUUUGAAUACUUGAGGAGUGACGACAACUUUCCCCUUUACGGACUUCACCAUACUAAUCACGGAAGAUAAAGCGCGGAGCCAAACAAAGGAGAGUCGUGGAUUUAACGGUGCAAAACAGAUGAAUUUCCCGAUCGGGAUUUGCAAUUUUAAGCACCGAGCAGUUUGGGGUCUCUGCAGCGGGGACACCAAGCAAUGUUGUCUGCGAAGAUGCGUGGUUUGCUGAGGUUCAUGUCCGUGGAUGUUGCGGCUCGGUCGGGUUGCACACGGUGCCUGUGGGCGGCUGUGAUUGGACCGGACACAGACUGGGGCUGAUUGAUGUUGGACCGAGAGGAAAUGUUUUGGGGAGGACAUCAAUAUGAGUUUCUGGCGCUCUGGAAACGGGGUUUCAGUCUUCAUGAGCACGCGUAAUUACAAUGAGGACGGAGGAGAACAUGCAGGCAUAAGGACUUUUCUUUCUUGGAUUUAAAUUCAUAACAGACCACAAGUAUCUUUGCAUCAUACCAUAUUGAUUUAGCGUGUUUUGCUGCCUUUACAAACUGUUACAAGUGGAUGUGGAUGGUGUUUGUUUUUGCACUAAAGUUUUUUUGUUUUUUUUGCACUCCUCGUCACUGUCAUGCAUGGAACUUUGUGCAUCAUUUUGUCUUAUAAAAUACAAAUUUUUGGGACGCUAACAAAUAUUUUUUUGCCAAGACUUUUAUUCUCGAAUACCAGCUGAAAUUAUGGAACAUUACAACAACAUAUUCAAGGAAGGAAACAAUUAGUUGUUUAGUUUUGAAAUCUAGUAUGUCUGGCAACAUGGAAGUUAACUGGGUUUUAUAUUGUGUUUUCUUGUUGCCACUGUUCGCAGUAGGGACAGCUUUCUCGGGGGUGUUCAACGCCACAGACAGAGACAUUUUUACGGAUGAUUUACUGCAGAUCAAGCUCACACAAGACAGAGUGACUGAGCAGUUGAGAUCCCAGUCUUCUGAUCUUCAUCCCAGCCUAUAUUUUAACCAAGUGGAUGUGCAGCACUUAAGGCAAAGGUCCUCUACCACCCACAGUCACAUAUUUAAAGUCAUCCGGGCAGCCGCGUUCACCAUGUUCUCUAAUGUUCCCUUUCACAUGCCCCCUGCGAAACAUGAAGAGUUUACAAGCAAGUGGAAUGAGAUUUAUGGGAACAACCUGCCUCCCCUGGCUCUCUACUGCCUAUUGUGCCCAGAGGACACUGCUGCCCUGCAGUUUCUUAUCAAGUUUAUGGAUAGGAUGGCUGAAUAUCCAGACUGGAAGGUGAUCACUGCUCCUAAUGAUGAGGUCCCCAUGGCACACUCUCUCACUGGGUUUGCUACUGCAUACGACUUUAUUUACUCCUACCUGGAUGGACAUCGGAGGAAUGUUUACCUCAAGAAAAUCCACUCUGAGACAGAGGAGCUGUAUGAGCUCUCAAAGCACAGGGGGUGGGGGAAACAGUAUCUCCAAAAUCAUCAAACCACUAACAUAUUAGCCAUGCUGAUAGGUGCAAUAGUGGUUGGAUCACAUGAUGACCCAGAGUCAAUAAUCUGGAAACAACUGGCUGUGAACUACAUGGAGAAAACAAUGUUUCUCUUAAAUCAUGUUGUUGACGGGUCUCUGGAUGAGGGAGUGGCCUAUGGGAGUUACACAGCCAAGUCAAUCACACAAUAUGUCUUUUUAGCUCAGCGCCAUUUUAACAUUGACAACUUCCAGAACAACUGGUUGAAGCAGCAUUUUUGGUUUUAUUAUGCCACUCUGUUACCAGGAUUUCAGAGAACAGUUGGCAUUGCAGAUUCCAACUACAACUGGUUUUACGGGCCAGAGAGCCAGCUUGUGUUCCUUGACACAUUCGUCCUGAGGAAUGGAACAGGUAACUGGCUGGCUCAACAAAUUAGAAAGCACCGACCCAAGGAUGGUCCCAUGGGACACUCAUUUGCCCAGCGUUGGGCUACACUUCACACUGAAUACAUCUGGUACAACAACCACCUCACACCACAGCCUCCCCACGACUUUGGCAAAGCUAAGAUGCAUAUUUUCUCAAACUGGGGUGUGGUUACCUACGGAGCAGGGCUCCCCAAUCAGCAGGGUAAUACUUUUGUCUCCUUUAAAUCUGGCAGGCUGGGUGGCCGCGCUGUCUAUGACAUCGUCCACGAGAAACCUUACUCUUGGGUGGAUGGCUGGAACAGCUUUAACCCAGGUCAUGAGCACCCUGAUCAGAACUCUUUCACAUUUGCUCCUAAUGGACAAGUAUUUGUGUCUGAAGCACUUUAUGGUCCAAAGUACAGCUAUCUUAACAAUGUUUUGGUGUUCAGUCCGUCUCCCACAAGCCAGUGUAACAGUCCAUGGGAGGGUCAGUUGGGGGAGUGUGCUAAGUGGCUGCGCUGGACAGAUGAGGGCGUGGGUGAUGCCAGAGGGGAAGUGAUUGUUGCCUCUUCACACAGAGACACCAUGUUUGUGAGUGGGGAAGCAGUGUUGGCUUAUUCCCCUGCUAUGAGACUAAAGAGUGUGUUCAGAGCCUUGGUUCUGCUCAACUCACAGACUUUGCUGGUGCUCGACCAUGUGGAGAAGUCGGAUGAUUCACCUGUAACUUCUUUCAGUGCAUUUUUCCACAAUCUUGACAUUGACUUUAAAUAUGUCCCUUUCAGAUUCAUGGACAAGUAUAACGGGGCAAUGAUGGAUGUUUGGGACGCUCAUUAUAAAAUGUUCUGGUUUGACAGCCAGGGUCAUAGCCCUGAUACCAGGAUACAGGAGGCAGAGCAGGCAGCUGAGUUUAAAAAAAGGUGGACUCAGUAUGUCAAUGUCACUUUUCAAAUGACAGGCAAAGUCAGUAGAGUAGCUUAUGUGUUACAUGGACCUUAUGUCAAAAUGUCUAGUUGUAGAUUUAUGGAUAAUAGCAAAGACGGUGUGAGAAUUUCUUUAAACAUUAAUAACACAGAGAAGAUAGUCUCUAUUGCUACAAACUACAAAGACAUAGGAGCUAGACUGACUUAUUUAGGGUUUGGAGGUCACUGUCAAGUUGAGGAUAAAUAUCAAAUCACUCGAUAUGGCCUUGGGACGCAACUCAUCCCCAAACAAAUCAGCAAUGAUAAUCAGCUGUUUAACCUUGGGUUCACAGUCAAUGUGAUAGCAGGGAUUGUUCUCUUCGUGGCUAUAGGAUGUUUGACCACGCAGAGAAAGUUUUAUGUCUGCUUCAGCAGGCUGAUGCGUUACGCCCUCCUGUCUGCGAUCAUUCUGUGGAUAGCAGGGCUGUUGGUCGUGUCUAACAGCUGCGAUCAGCUUCUCUGUGGGGUAAAAUGGAACGGUGUGGGCACCAAAAGUGAAGUAAACAAACAAAUCAGACUGUACGAGCAGCACCGGCUCCCCCUGCCCACCAUCCUCAUAACAACUCUUCCCGGAUCAGGAUCAGAAAUACUCAAACAUCUUUUCUACAACAACUCAGACUUUGUUUACAUAAGAGUUCCAACCGAGCAUGUGGACAUUCCUGAGACUGAGUUUGAGUUUGACUCUCUGGUUGACCCCUGUGAGUGGUCAAGGUUAGAUGCCGUGCGUGGACGGUUUAAGAUUAUCCAGGGCUGGUUGCAUUCGCUAGUCCAUGACACUAAACUGCACUUGCAAAAUAUUCAGCUGGUGGAGGGCAACAGAAUUCAGUCCCAGAGAGUGGGGUCCUCUAGGGACAGGAAGAAAAGAUCUAGGCGGAGAGUGCCCGUGUCUGAGCUGAAGGGCAGACUGAGAGCCAGUUUGGACAGAGAUGCAGAGUAUGUUAGGGAGAUGAGACAACAUGUUAUGGAGUACCCCAAUGCACGGGUGGUCCUCAGCAUGCGGAGUGGGAGCUGGGGACUCAAACUGCCUUUCGUUCAGGAGGUUGUGGGACCCUCCCUCAGGACAAUCUACUUGGUGAGAGACCCUCGAGCGUGGAUUUAUCUCAUGGUUUAUAACAGCAAUCCCAGCCUUUAUGCCCUUAAAAAUAUCCCACAACACCUUUCCUUGAUAUUCAAGGAGGAUGCCAUCAGUGAUGGGUGCCCAACAGUGGCCCCAGAGUUUAAGAUAAUCCAGAGGCUUACGUCCCGUUCGGAGACAAACCCCAUUCUGAUACUGGCUCAUCUGUGGCUGGCUCACACCACAGCAGUGCUGAGGGUCAGUGAGAGCCUCCCUGAGGAGUCCAACCUCCUAGUGAAGUUUGAGGAUGUGGUCAACUACCCGCAGGAGACAGCAGAGAGCAUUCACACAUUUCUGGGGGUGCCCGUCUCACCUUCAGCGCUCAACCAACUUAUAUUCACCACCUCCACAAACUUGUACAAUCUAAUGUAUGAAGGAGACAUUUCACCAGCCAACAUUAACAUAUGGAGACAAAAAAUGCCUCGGAAAGACAUCAGGCUAAUAGACGACGUGUGUGACAGUGUGAUGAAGAGGCUGGGUUACACCAGGUUUGCCAGUUAACCUGCUGAUAUUGAACUGUCUUCUGUACUGUCUCAUCAAGUUCUGGAAAAAAAAAUUUUUCUUUUUUGGUUUUGGGUUUUUGUUUUUGUUUUUUUUUCCAUUUUGCACUGACCUUAACUUUGUGUUUGUUUGAGAUAGAUAUAUGUGAGAUGUUUGUGAAGAGAAAUAUUUGACAUUAAGAUAAGCAGAAGGGAGCUUAUCAUCCAGCUUAAAUUUUAUUGUAGCAUCAUACAACUGCUCAUUUUCUCAGAGAUUAUUUACUGUAUGUCUUUGGAAGACAUGAAAAAUGACAGUUUUCCCAUUGCUGUGAUGUCAAAGAUGUUUGUGCACAAUCAAUAUUUGUUAUUAUUGGCAUUAUUUUAUUGGGUGGUGGGCAUCAAGGGAUAUUUAUUGAUUUAGAACAGAAACGUUGUGAUGCUAAUUAAGAAGUAAAACUUGUAUUUACUGCAAUUUGUAUCUAUGAGAAGGGAAUUUCAAGGACUAAUCUGGCUGUCAUGAAUUUAAUAUCUUAAUUUUGUAUGCCAUUCCCCUUUAAAACUGAAAAAAAAAAAAUGCUGCAACGUAUUAUGUCUUGCAAAGCAGAAAAAAAGAUGAUAGUAGUGCUUUAUUGCUCUAAUAUAGACAUAUGAAUGAUAUGGAUUGUAUUUUCAUUGCAUCAGUACAGAGACUUUAUUUGAAACUCAAAGAUGUCUUGACGGUUUGGUGGUUUAGCACUUUCAUAGGGACUCAUUUGAUUGUAUGUGGGAUUGAGUGCAUUUUCCAAAGCUAAACUUUACUGUACGCACUCGAUUAGCUUGGAAAUAUAAACCCCCUGAAGAUUUAUAAACAUCUGAAGAUAUUAUGUCUAGAAGAAAGAAGUUAGAAGUAUUUAUGGGUUCCAAAGACACAUAUCCCAAAGGAUCAGGAAUGAAUAUGAUUAUUAUAACUCCCUUUGGCAUUUAUUGAAUUAGAUCAGAGGGAAGUGCUUAAUAGGGAUCAAACUGGAAAAAAAAAAAAUCUGUCAGACUUGACACAUUUCUAGUCAAAGCAAUUUCCAAAGCAUACCCCUCAGCUACUCGUAUUAAUCUGCAAAAUGCCAUAACUGAGACUUACCCUGUGUUUUAUGGGUGUGUUAUCUUCACUCUAAAGGCAAUUGGCACAAGUUUCCAUUUGCUGUCCUGGUCAAUCAGAUAUCCAUGAUCUUUUUGGGCCUUUGUUUUGAAAGCGUUCAGUGAGCCGUGUGCUGAACAGGGAAUGAAUAUUAAGUAUAGCUGAAGAAAAAAAAAUAUCAGAGACCAUUUCCACUCUGUGAUGUUAUGCUCUGGCCUGGGCAAAAAUGUAUGCUCCUCAGUAACCUUUGAUGCUGUCUUGCUUAAACAUUUCUAUACUGUAAAUGGAUCACAUGUAACAUGCAGAUGGUUCACUUAAUUAUAGACUUUCUAUUGCAUAUGUACACAAACAAAGCAUACUGUGCCCACUUGGACACAUCCAUCUUUCUUUAGCUAGAAACAGUACUGUUUGUUUUCUUCUCUACGAGCACUGAAACCCUCGACUGCCUGGAAAACCCGUUUGAUGUUUGUGGUCUUUGAAUGUGUAGACUUGGCAGACAUGCUUUUACUUUGGUGUUGCAAUCCUGUUACCAACUCUGUUUUGUAUUUGCUCGUGGGGAUAUGGUUCCUUGCUUCUGUGGCCUUGAAUUACAAUCAUUUCUUUAUAAUGGUUUUCUGUGGGCUCUGGAACAGGGGGUGGAGAUAAUAUAAAGAAAAUAAUAAAUUCAUAAAUAUGUCGACAACCAA